Cylas formicarius (sweet potato weevil) is the source of this 1599-nucleotide messenger RNA. Its product is annotated as aprataxin and PNK-like factor. NCBI's taxonomy places the organism in Eukaryota, Metazoa, Arthropoda, Insecta, Coleoptera, Brentidae. The transcript has 6 exons. Bases 109 to 1464 code for a protein of 451 amino acids. Gene Ontology annotation, cellular component: nucleus; site of double-strand break. Gene Ontology annotation, biological process: double-strand break repair. The record is from RefSeq and is a predicted model, not a curated record. Gene Ontology annotation, molecular function: 3'-5' exonuclease activity; protein binding; DNA-(apurinic or apyrimidinic site) endonuclease activity.
UUUUUAUACUUUGCUUUUAUGAUAUAUGGUGCAAUUGAAUGUAUUUUUAUAAAAACAUUUUUGUUUAGUUAGUAUUUUGCACUUUAUUUAUUGAUUUUGUUAGAAGACAUGAAUAUUUUAAUUUAUUAUUUGGAUGACAUUCAUCAGGAAAAUGUUAUUGUGAGUUUAUCAAACGGAACUCAUACCUUAGGCAGAGGUGGCUUGUUAGAUGUAAAAGAUAAGAGAGUAUCUCGAAAGCAUGCAGUUGUCAAAAUUUCAGAACAUGUAGCUACACUAACUUCAGUUCACCAGAAUCCAUGUUUUUUCAGAGCAGCCUCAGGAAAAAAGAUAACCAUUUUAAACAGUGGCCAAAGCCAUGAACUUUUUGAUGGAGAUCAAUUCUCCUUGUUACCAGAUGCAUUAUGGUUUCAAAUUAAAAUUAACCAAGAUGUUCAAAUUGAGGAAAAUGCUUUGAAUGAAAAUUAUGUUCCUUCAAGCCUUGAACAUAAUAAUCUUUUAAAAAGACAAAAUGACAGCGAAUCUGAGUCUGCAAACUCCAAGAAAUCUCGGAUUGGUACCCAACACACAAGAAAUGUUCUAUUUUACAGAUUAGAUAAAAAAUCUGAUAAUGGAGAUCAAACAUCAAAAUUGUCUACUUCUACAACAGUGAGUCCUGAUUCCAAUGGGGACGAAAUUUGUGUUCAGGAUGUCCAUAGAGUCAAUCAAAAAACAGAAUUAACUGCAAUACCAACAACAAGUGUUAUAGAUAAUAUACAUAAUACUUCUAAACAGAAUAGUGCAAGAGCGUCUAAUGAUAUCAAGGACAAUGAAAUAACUUCGCUAGAAAUAAAACACGAGUCACUGGUAUUGGAUAAUUCACAGGAAAAAAACAGCAUGUCGCCUUUGAGAUAUGAAGAUGUACCAUCAAUAUCAGAAUAUAGUAGCAACCAAUUAGUAAAUCAUGCUUCAAUAAAGCAAGAGACAACUGAGGAAUUGAAAAUUAAAGAAGAAACAACAAUUGAGACUAAAAAGGGCACAACAGGAAAACAAGAUAUUAGUACCCCAUCAAGAAGUAGUCCAUGGGGAAGACGGGAUAGAUGUUGGUAUGGACCUACCUGUUAUAGGACAAAUCCAAAUCACCGUGAUCUCUUUAGUCACCCAGGGGAUAGCGACUUUGAUGAAGAUCCCAACGAUGAUCGACCUGCCUGCCCUUAUGGGAUUGCAUGUUAUAGACAGAACUUAGUACAUCGUCGGCAAUUUAAGCACCCCGCCAAACCUGCUCCAAAACCAAGUUCUCCUCAAUUACCAUUUCAGCAGCUCAAUAAGAAAGAUUUACGAAAAACAAAAAGGCAAAGGUCUAAUGAAAGUCCUACAGAUGACUAUGAUUUAGAUGAUCCAUUUCUAUGUGAUGAUUCCAGUGAUGAAUAUCAGUGCAGCGAGGAAAGUGAUAGUGAUACUGAUUCUCAAGAAUUCCAAGAAGACUGAUUCUUGAUGAAGCAAAAAAAUGAGCACCAUAACUGAUAAAAAAAAAUUAUAUAUUUUUAAGUUUGAAUAAAGUAAUAUUUCAAAUUGUUUUCAUCAUAGAGCAUCUCCUUACCUACGAGUAAAAAAAUCAUAAAA